AUGGAGCGAAAGAAUAAUUCCUCGAUAAUUUGUGAUGACCGAGAAGCUGCAGUAUGUCUGUUAGCCAUUCGCUCCAAGACUGCUGGCUACAAGCAACCAGUAAAUCGUGUUUUCUGGGAUUUCGAAACCGAACAGAAGUUGGCGCAAGCGAAAAAUGAAAUUGACGAACAGGCACAUCAGAAUCGACUGGACGCAAUCCGUAAACGUCUGGAGAUCGAAAAUCAGGACUGCUGGUAUCGUCCGUCUGCGUAUUAUUGGAUGGGUUUGAAGGAUCACUGAGA
This is a messenger RNA of Gongylonema pulchrum, 281 nucleotides long. The record is from the annotation of a GenBank genome assembly. Lineage: Eukaryota; Metazoa; Nematoda; Chromadorea; Rhabditida; Gongylonematidae.